This is a messenger RNA of Bemisia tabaci, 2505 nucleotides long. RefSeq names its product Cytochrome c oxidase copper chaperone COX11 (gene Cox11). The record is from RefSeq and is a predicted model, not a curated record. Gene Ontology annotation, cellular component: mitochondrial inner membrane. Lineage: Eukaryota; Metazoa; Arthropoda; Insecta; Hemiptera; Aleyrodidae. Gene Ontology annotation, molecular function: copper ion binding.
AACAGUAAACUGAAUAGAUAAAGGAUUAGAUUGGAAUGUUAUUAUCCAAGAUUUUUUCUUUCAAUUUAUAUCCUCCUCAAUACAAGUAUCGUAGAAAUAUUUUAAUCAACUGACAGUGCAGCAUCAGUGUAAUUAAAUAAGAGUUGAUAAAAUACAUAUGUCUUUCCUCGGUGCCCUCUGAGUGAUGUCCUCAAGAGUGUUGUUAUGUAGUCGCUCUGCUUAAAUUCAAUCAUAAUUCAAAGUUGAACCAAGGAAUUUAAUUUUAAGCAUGUUAGCUGUUCUCAGAUUCUCUAUUAAGCCGUCUAUUUUUCAUAGUGUCAGUGCUUCGCCUGUUUCAACCACUCCAAUCGUUCGAUUAUGCAAUCAAUGUGAGUUAUACUUCAGGAAUUCAGUCAACACUUUGCAGACACGCUAUUUUUCAGGUCUUUCAGUCAAGACUGUCAACUGCCAUUCCUCACUGCGCCACUUCUCUUCCAAUCCUUUGGAUGUGAAGAAAAGGAAAACGACACUGAACUAUGUCAUUGCUGGCACAAUAUUUUGCUGUGCUGCAUCUUUUGCAGCUGUGCCACUUUACAGGAUUUUUUGUGCGUCCACCAGCUAUGCAGGCACAGUGACUCACGGCGAUGCAAGUGAAAAAAUUGCAGAAAUGAAACCAGUUAAAUCUAAACCUAUUAAAAUAACAUUCAAUGCUGAUGUGUCAUCCAGUCUGCAGUGGAAUUUCAAACCCUUGCAACGAGAAAUUAUCGUGCGUCCCGGAGAAACUGCUCUGGCGUUUUACACUGCUACAAAUCCCUCCAAUAAUCCCAUAGUUGGUGUGAGCUCUUAUAAUGUUUUACCUUUUGAGGCUGGACAGUAUUUUGUGAAAAUUCAAUGCUUUUGUUUUGAAGAGCAACAGUUGAAUCCUCAUGAGGAGGUGGACAUGCCUGUUUUUUUCUACAUAGAUCCUGAGUUUACCGCUGAUCCAAAAAUGGAAUUCGUCAAUGAAAUAUUGCUCUCAUACACAUUCUUUGAAGCCAAAGAGGGAUCCAAGUUACUUGAAAAGAUACCAUCCUACGCUAGAAAACACAUCCUGCCAAAGGAACCCCAGUUAUCGGCUGCUUGAGGUGAUCAAUUAGAGCCAAAUAGGUAACCUACACAUUUCCAAUCCAGAAUCAAAACAGAAUUGAUAAUAUUGAAUGCAGGAAACUUAGUCCACAUCACUAAGAUCUGGGAGUGAGGUUCCUCUCACGAUGAGAUUGAAUUAAUUUUCCCAGUAUUUUUAGGUUACUGCAUUCUCAAUACUUAAUUUUUCUUGUAACCGCAGACACAUUUUUUACUAUCAUGUCCACCCUAUCAUGUAUGGAGAUUGCCAAGAUUGCAAAAGAGAUUGGGAAUCGUCAUGGAAAUUUGGUGAGAUGUUAAAGUGCAACUUCUAUACGUGUAUUUAAAAAUCAAUUGACAGUUGAAUUGAACUGAAGAAUUUUCAUGAGUUUUCCUCCCAGUUUUUUGUUUAGUUUGUAAAGAGUCACAGCUGCUCGCAGAAAGAAAAGUGGGAACUUUUUUUCUUUCUUUCUUUCGAACAGAUAAGAUAUAUUGUUGAGCCAAAUGAAAGAUUUGUGUCAUCAUUAGAAAUUUCUAACCAAGGUGGUAAAACAAUUUUUUUUAAGCUCUCAAGAAGUUUUUUAAUAUCAAUAAAAACAGGAGGAAAAAGGAUUCUCUAUCCUCGUUUUAGUCUACGUUAUCCUAUUUUCUUCUUUUAGUUCUUCUUUUUUGCUUCUCUGUUAAGAGUUGAAAGAACUACAAGACUUUCGGUAGUGUUGAAUAUUUUUAAGAUUUCGUCCUUUUUAUGGAACUUCAACAUAAACCGAUACUGAAAACAUAUUUUUGUCUUCUAUAAAAUUAGAAAAAUACUAAUUUUAAGCACAGUUAAUUUUUGUCAGAAGUUCAGUUUCAAUGGUUAAACAUAUAUUUAUUCCUCUAUCUGAAAAAACUCUAGUCUCUCGAGGGUAAUAUGAUUGAAGCGUAAGACUGGCCAGUGCUUCUGCGCCCACUUGUAUGGCGGUGAGUCAACUCAGAGUAUUGAGAAAUGUUGAAUCAUAUGAAAGAUUUACAAAAAAAAAUUGAAAGUGUUAGAGAGCGUUGUAUGCCUUAUUUUUCCUUCUCUCUAGAGUUGUAUUGACGCAGCAGUAUGCCACCUUUUUCUCCCUAAAUUCUCAAAACUUUCAUGAUGUAUCAUUGUUAUUGACAAAUUUCAAAAGUAACUGCAAUCAUUUUCCCUCUGCCGGUUUAAAAGAAGUGCAAAAACAUUCAUAAAAAGCAGCAGUGGGAAUGCUCAACUGUUUAAUGUCUACAGGAUUUGGUAUACAAGGAGAUAUUGUUCAAAGUUCUUUUGUAAAGUUUUUCAAUAAAAAAAAAAUUAAAUAAUGAUUUUAAUCCUAAAGACAUCUUCGUUAACAUCAGUGUUAAAAUAAUUGAUUCGGUUGUACAGGAAAAAAUUGAUUUGAAUAAAAACACUUUAUUUUUUAA